Messenger RNA from Dipodomys spectabilis (banner-tailed kangaroo rat), 3927 nucleotides. RefSeq names its product stromal antigen 3 (gene Stag3). Gene Ontology annotation, cellular component: nucleus; chromatin; cohesin complex. The coding region runs from base 1 to 3774 and encodes 1257 amino acids. Gene Ontology annotation, molecular function: chromatin binding. The record is from RefSeq and is a predicted model, not a curated record. Gene Ontology annotation, biological process: sister chromatid cohesion. NCBI's taxonomy places the organism in Eukaryota, Metazoa, Chordata, Mammalia, Rodentia, Heteromyidae. The transcript is spliced from 33 exons.
AUGCCUACUCUGCGAUCCUCCUCCAGGCCUCACAGCUCCUCUUCCCCAAGCAGUGAGGGUUCUCCUUUGCAAAAGACCCAGAAUGACACACAGGGAGCCUUGUUUACAUCUUCUGUUUACUCCGUUAAUCUGCCAUCUGAGGACAGAGACUCAGAGCAGGCAUCAGAGGGGGACACAUACUCUGUGUCAUCUGAUGAUGAGAGUGACUUUGAAGACAGCCUGCAACCUAAUGUGAAGAAGAGAACUGCGAAACAACCACUCAGAAUAACUCCUAUGCCAAAACAUCGAAAGAAGGGGUUCCAGACCGAAUGUUGUAAUGGCCAGAAAGAGGCAGCACAACCAUUAGCCAAUGAUCUCUUUGAUGCUGUGAAAGCUGCCAAAAGUGACAUGCAGUCUUUGGUGGAUGAGUGGCUGGAUAACUACAAGCAAGAUGAGAAUGCGGGGUUCUUGGAGCUCAUUAACUUUUUCGUUCGAUCCUGUGGAUGUAAAGGCUCUGUGACCCCUGAGAUGUUUAAGAAGAUGUCCAACUCAGAGAUCAUCCAGCACUUGACUGAACAGUUUAAUGAGGAUUCAGGGGAAUAUCCCUUGACAGCUCCUGGGCCAUCCUGGAAGAAGUUCCAGGGAAGCUUCUGUGAAUUUAUAAAGACAUUGGUCUGUCAGUGCCAGUACAGCCUCCUCUAUGACAGCUUUCCUAUGGAUGAGCUCAUCUCCCUGCUCACUGGCUUCUCAGACUCUCAGGUCCGCGCCUUCCGUCACACUAGCACCUUGGCUGCUAUGAAGCUGAUGACCUCUUUAGUAAAAGUUGCCCUCCAACUGAGUUUGCACAGAGACAACAAUCAGCGGCAGUAUGAAGCUGAAAGAAACAAGAGGCCAGAGCAGAGAGCUCCUGAGCGGCUGGAGAGCCUGCAAAAGAAACGCAAAGAGCUCCAUGAACAUCAAGAGGAGAUAGAGGGAAUGAUGAAUGCCAUCUUUAGGGGUGUCUUUAUCCAUCGAUACAGGGACAUCCUUCCUGAGAUCCGUGCUAUCUGUAUGGAGGAGCUUGGGUGUUGGAUGCAAACCUACAACACCUCUUUCCUCACGGACAGCUAUUUAAAAUACAUUGGCUGGACCUUGCAUGAUAAGCAGGGGGAAGUGCGUCUAAAGUGCCUGAAGGCUCUAAAAGGGUUGUACAGCAACCGGGAGCUGAUUGCACGUCUAGAGCUCUUUACCAGUCGCUUUAAGGACCGAAUGGUGGCCAUGGCCAUGGACAAAGAGUACGAUGUGGCAGUGGAGGCCAUCAGGCUUCUGACUGUUAUCCUGAAGAACACAGAGGGAGUUCUGACUAAUGCAGACUGUGAGAUCAUUUACCCCAUUGUGUAUGCUUCCAACCGGGUCCUGUCCUCUGCUGCAGGAGAAUUUCUGUAUUGGAAGCUCCUCUGUCCUGAGAGUGAGGCAAGAGUGGGGGGUGGAAGAGAGCAGGACCGAUACCGGAGUCUACAUGCCCAGAGGAGUUUUUUCUACCUUCUGAUGGCCUUCUUCAUGAAGAGUGAGCUCCAUGAACAUGCUGCUUACUUAGUGGACAGCCUAUGGGACUGUGCAGGGUUUCGGCUGAAGGACUGGGAGAAUCUGGCAGGCAUGCUACUGGAGAAGGACCAGAACUUGAGCAAUGUAGAGGAGAGGACACUGAUAGAAAUCCUUGUGUCCAGUGCCCGGCAAGCUGCAGAGAUUCAGCCUCCUGUAGGACGAGUCACUGGGAAAAAGGGCCUAACUGCUAAGGAACGUAAGCUCCAAGCCAAUGACAAGGCAAAGCUAGCAGAGCAGCUCAUUCCCUUGCUACCCCAGCUCCUGACAAAGUUCUCAGCAGAUGCAGAGAAAGUUGCUCCCCUACUCCAGCUUCUCGACUACUUUGACCUCAGUAUCUACUGUACUGGGCGCUUAGAGAAGCACCUGGAACUGCUUCUGCAGCAACUUCAGGAGGUGGUAGUAAAGCACGUGGAUCCAGCAGUACUAGAGGCUGGUGCACACGCCCUCCAUCUGCUUCGCAAGCCUGAGUUCACCUUUUUCAACCGUGUGGACUUCACCCUUAGCCAACUAAUGGAAUUGCUCACUGGCCACUUCAAGCAGGAUCUCAAUGAGCUGCUGCAGUCAUCCUUCCUUGACGAAGACGAGAUAUACAGUCUGGCAACCACAAUGAAGCGCCUUUCUGCCUUCUACACUGCUCAUGACCUGACUCGAUGGGAGCUCUAUGAGCCAUGCUGCAGACUUCUCCGAAAGGCUGUUGAUACAGGAGAUGUUCCUCACCAGGUCGUCCAGCCAGCCUUGACUCUUGUAUAUUUUUCCAUUCUAUGGACAGUAGCCCACUUCAUUGAGUCAGCUGCUUCUAAGAAUCAGCUGUUGAGUCUGAAGGACAGGAUGACGGCCUUCUGCGAACUCUGUCAGAGCUGCCUCUCUGAUGUGGAUCCGAAGAUACAGGAGAAGGCUUUUAUUGUGUUAAGUGAUCUGCUUAUCAUCUUCAGUCCUCAGAUGACUGUAGAGGGACGAGAGUUCCUUCAGCCCCUUGUGUUUUCUCCAGAAGCUGCUCUCCAGUCUGAGCUAGCCAGCUUUCUCAUGGACCAUGUCUUCCUCCAGUCUGAAGACAUGAGCAGUGGUCACUCCUACUUCGAGGAUGAUGAACAAAUAGAGCAGCUGCACCACCGGCGCCGCCUCCUCUCUGGGUUUUGCAAACUACUGCUCUAUGGAGUGCUAGAACUGGAUGCAGCCUCAGAUGUUUUCAAACACUACCACAAGUUCUACAGGGACUAUGGUGACAUUAUAAAGGAAACAUUGACAAGAGCAAGGCAGAUUGACCGAAGUCAUUGUUCCCGAAUCCUGCUGCUAAGCCUCAAGCAGCUGUACACAGAAUUGCUGCAGGAGCAGGGGUCCCAGGGCCUGAGUGAGCAGCCAGCCUUCAUGGAGAUGAGAGACCUCGCCCGGAGGUUUGCCUUGAGCUUUGGACCCCACCAGAUUCAAAACCGAGAUGUUGUAGUCAAGCUUCACAAGGAAGGCAUCAAGUUCUCCUUGUCUGAGCUUCCUCCAGCUGGCUCCUCCGGGGAACCCCCCAAUCUGGCAUUCCUGGAACUCCUUUCAGAAUUUUCUCCUCGCCUCUUCUAUCAGGACAAACCACUCAUACUCUCCUACCUGGACAAGUGUCUACAGCAGGUCUCCCAGACACCAAGCCCUCCGUGGGGUCCAGUGACCACCUACUGCCACUCACUCAGCCCUGUGGAGAACAUAGCAGAGGGCAGCCCACAGAAUCGCCUCCAAUCCAAGACAAGUCACAUUAGAGGUAGGGGCACAUCCUCCACGCCCUCUACAUCCUCCACAUCCUCCACAUCCUCAUCCCAGGAGGAGAGCCUGCAGCUGAGCAGUGUCCCGCCCACACCCACCCUCACUUCCACGGUGCUGAGAAACAGGCAGCCACUGGUGACAGUGGGCAAGAAGGAAGAAGAAGAUGGCUCAAGACUGGAGUUUGUCUGCCGCCUGCCCUUCUCAAGAACCCAGCAAUCAAGGCACUCAGGUGCACUGUAUUUUGGAGUUCCACCAGCCCUUCCAAGUCCUGGUCAGGACAGCCCAUUGACUCGUCUCCGCCUGAUGGAAGAGGAUGAGGAAGAACUAGGAAUCCUGAAUGAAUCAAGUGAGGAGUGGCAAGAUGCAGACAAGGAGCCUGGAAGCCCCUCCUCCCUCAGCGAGCAUGGUCUGGACCUCCUAGACACCACAGAGCUCAGCAUUGAGGACAUAAGCACUUGGAAAAGAUGAACAAGAAGAAGGAGCACAAUGAAACAUGGCUUCAGUCCCAGCCCUGAGAGGAAGGAGGGGCCGCCCUGCCUUUCUGGCCUCCCUUUCUCUCUUGGUGGCUGGUAGAAAAGCCAUGAGCACCUGGCCUCCCCUCUGCCUGCUUUCUGCUGUUUG